This is a messenger RNA of Miscanthus lutarioriparius, 2016 nucleotides long. The record is from the annotation of a GenBank genome assembly. NCBI's taxonomy places the organism in Eukaryota, Viridiplantae, Streptophyta, Magnoliopsida, Poales, Poaceae.
AUGUCGCGCGGCGGCGGCCAUUCCGAGCCGACGAUCGAGAAGCCCUUACCUACCGUUAGCAAGUGGGCAGAAGAGUCAGCGAGAGACGACUGUUCCCAAACCGUCACCGGCGGGUUCCUUGCCGCUUUUGGCGCCUCCUCCUUUCCUCGUGUAGCCGUGUUGCGCUGGCGGCCGGCCGAGAGCCCGAGAUGUGGGGCAAAUUUCGGCCUGCCCGCAGCGUCUCCCCCGAGCCAGCCCGUGGCCGUGCGUGACAAUGCCCACGCGUCUCCCUCUCCCUCUCCCCUCCUCCUCCUCCUUGCUGUCGCCGGCGCCGCGUAUGGCCGCCGCGGUAUCUCUUCCUCCUCCUCCUCCGGCGGCGGCGGCCUGCUCCUCCUCCCCGCCGGCAGCAGUGAUGAUGGUGCCGGCGCGACGACGACGGUCCUCCGGCUCCCGUCGGCGGGGGAGGAGAAGGAUCCGCCGGAAGCCGCCGCCUGCGAGAUGACGUACGGCUUCCUGCCCUGCACCGACACCGUGCCCGGCAACCUCUUCCUCGUCCUCGCCUACGGCUUCCUCAUGUUCAAGGCCGCCACCUACCUCUCCGCCGGCAGCGAGCUGCUACUCCAGAUCCUUGGCCCAGGCAUCGUCGGUGGCCUCUUCCUCCCCAUCCUCGGCGCGCUACCCGACGCAAUGCUCAUCCUCGUCUCUGGGCUCUCCGGCACUAAAGAGGUUGCGCAAAGCCAGGUUUUGAUUGGAAUGGGCCUGCUUGCAGGUUCAACAGUCAUGCUUUUGACCCUUCUCUGGGGAUCUUGUGUUGUUGUUGGCAAAUGUGAUUUGUCGGAGAACUCAAUUGCAACUGAUUCUCGAGAUACAAAAGGCUUCAGUCUUUUUGGAUCUGGUGUUUCUACUGAUGUGCAGACCAGCUAUGCUGCAAGAAUCAUGGCGAUAUCUGUGCUUCCCUUUAUUAUUGUUCAGAUACCCCAAAUUCUUAAGCUCCAUUCUGGUCAUCGUUUGACUGUCCUGCUUGGACUUAUUGUUGCAGCUCUACUUGUGCUCGCCUAUUGCCUAUAUCAGAUCUUUCAGCCAUGGAUCCAGAGAAGGAGGUUAGAAUAUGCAGGACUAAAGCACGUAAUGUCUGGACUUCUAAGACAUGCUCAGAUGCACGUUUUUGGUCGUCUUCUUCAUGAAGAUGGAACACCAAAUAUACCUGUGAUCGAGAAGUUGUUUCAUAAGAUUGAUCUGGACAAUGAUGGAAAACUUGAACGCGGCGAACUACAAGCUUUCAUCAUUGGUGUUAAGUUCGAAGAUGUUGACUUGGAUAGUAACCUGGCUGUAGAUCAAGUCAUGGCAGACUUCGAUAGAUCACAUAAUUUUGUCAUUGAAAAGGGGGAGUUUAUCGACGGAAUCUUGAGGUGGCUAGAAGAAGCGAAACGCUCGGUUGUUACCUCCGGUUCCUACUCGAAAAAGUUUCUGCAAGAUUUUCACACAAGAACUAGGGAUGAGCAUAAUCUGCUGCUUGGAAAGGACGAUAACGAUGGCGAAGCUAUUGAAAACCCAACCUGGACCAGCUUUAAGGCCAUUCUACUUUUGCUCCUGGGAACUGCAAUGGCAGCGGCAUUUGCAGACCCACUUGUUGACGCCGUGCACAAUUUUUCAAACGCUACGAGUAUCCCUUCGUUUUUCAUCUCUUUCAUUGCAAUGCCCCUGGCUACCAAUUCCAGUGAGGCUGUCUCAGCAAUCAUAUUUGCUAGCCGGAAGAAGCAGCGGACUCUGUCACUUACAUUCUCUGAGGUCUACGGUGGGGUGACCAUGAACAACACGCUCUGCCUGGCCGUGUUCUUGGGCCUCAUCUACGUGCGGGGUUUGACGUGGGAUUUCUCGUCAGAGGUCCUCAUCAUCUUCCUCGUCUGCACCAUAAUGGGCCUCUUCACCAGCUUCCGGACAAACUUCCCACUCUGGACGUGUUUCGUGGCCUAUCUGCUGUAUCCGCUGUCCCUCGUCAUCGUCUACGUCCUUGACUUUCAGUUCGGCUGGUCAUAG